UGAUCGUCACAGUGUCACUAGUACUACCUGACCAGAAGUUCAAAUUCCGCUCAUUGUGGGUGAUAACUUAAUACACCCCUAUUUGUGGUUCAACAUUAACUUUCAACAAUGGUUAACCAUUCAUCCAUAGCGUCACUUCUUUGCCACAUCGCUCGUCUCACUAAGUUGGGUCAGAAAGCGCCGGCGAACCAACAAAACAUCUCACAACCAAUUAUGCCAGACAUUGAAACACAGAACUGCAAUAAUAUCGACCACCCCGCCAUGCGCACGGACCAGAUUUGGGGCGUUAGUCCCGUCAACGCUGAUGGCCAGUGCCUCAUCGACCAGCGGGACAACAUCAUUCACCCCACGAACUUACACAAGGAACCUGGGCCGGCUGUCUCUCGCUUACCAGCCGAACUCUUAUCUAAAAUUUUCAUGCACACACUUCCACCAUUCGAUGAAUUGUUGCCCCCAUCAAAGCUACGAUCUCCCAUGCUGUUGACCAGGAUAUGCAGAAGAUGGCGGGAAGUUGCUGUGGGCACGCCAGGUUUAUGGUGCAGACUGUUUAGUGGGUUUAAGAGCUCCCACUGCGGGCACAGGAAGAAGGAAUCCUUCUGCUACGACACAUGGCUCAAGCGAUCGCAAGGACUUCCACUGUCGUUGGAAAUUUGGUGGUUUACAAAUCCCUUGACCGGCCUUCUUCAGCACUACACGAAUCAAAUUUCGUCUCUUCGUACCGUUUGCUGCGCCGCCACACGUGACCUUCUGUUAAACGACCUCCCAGCACUUCAGGUGCUUACCAUAUAUGGGCAGAUCAACUACUCUCCAUGGAAGAGGAGUACUGUUACACGAUCUAUCUUGAACCACUCAUUCACCCUGCGCAGUCUCAAAGUCAGCUGUCAACCACCAUUCUACUCGGCCGACUUCGAUCCCUUCAAGAAUUCCAGAUGGACCCACCUCACAGAUGUUGAGAUCUACGUUUGCCAACAAAAUGUACUCGUCAGAUUACUGCAGCAGGCUCCCAACCUCUCCUCAGUCAAGAUUUCCAUAUAUAACAUGCACCAUGAACCCCCCUUACUGGUAAAGCACGAGAAGCUUCAACUCUUGCACAUUCGUUAUUUCCAAUCGCUCUCAUCACACCCCUACAUGCUUAAUGCCCUGUCACUCCCCAACUUGCGCAAGUUUGUUGCCGAUGCAGGGAUGCAUCCUGAGUGGCCUCACGAGGAGUUUAAAGAAUUUUUAGUACGGUCAAAGUGUCCUCUGGAGUUCCUGUACCUUGGUGGUGGAAUCAUGACAGACGAGAAGACAGCGGAAUACAUUGCUCUCAUUCCUUCUCUUAAAGUGCUUCCGUUUAGUAGAUGCAAAGUUUAGCAGGUGUCUUUGGUAUUAUAUUCAGUAGCACAGAUUGACAUAACAUGUACUACAGUCAGGUGUUUGUCGUCUAUGGAUUUUACUUGCUUGUGCGUUACGAGAGGCCUUUCUGAUCGAGUUGCGGUUAGAGCAGAUGAACAAGGCUUCGCAUGAACAGUUCCAUUAUUCCUUGUACGUGUACUGACGUCUAGGGCGUACAUCGUGCUAGCUCACCCAA
Suillus plorans is the source of this 1570-nucleotide messenger RNA. RefSeq lists its product as uncharacterized. The transcript is spliced from 3 exons. NCBI's taxonomy places the organism in Eukaryota, Fungi, Basidiomycota, Agaricomycetes, Boletales, Suillaceae. Bases 109 to 1353 code for a protein of 414 amino acids. The record is from RefSeq and is a predicted model, not a curated record. Gene Ontology annotation, molecular function: protein binding.